Molecule: messenger RNA, 2269 nt
Organism: Leguminivora glycinivorella
Lineage: Eukaryota; Metazoa; Arthropoda; Insecta; Lepidoptera; Tortricidae
Exons: 1
Coding region: 296-2269 (657 amino acids)
Source: RefSeq, a predicted model, not a curated record
CACUUAUUCAAUAGAAAAUUGAAUGUUAACAUGUACCCGUAAUUAUUGUUUCUGUUGACCGGAAUAUUCAGUUAAUAAGACUUAUCAUUACUCGCUGAAAAUAAUUUAACUUUAAAUGGUUCCAUAAGUAACUUUCGUUGUCAGUGAUAAUUAUCUGCUAACAGCGUGAUACUCGCACAAUGUCAUAACCUAGGUAUUUUAGUUUCAGUCAUUCAUUGCACGCACGACGAACAUUUAGUAUUAGAAGAAUAUAUAUUUAGAAAGUGUUUUCGCAACGAGUUCUAAGUGCAUCGAAAUGAUAAAAAUAAUUAUUUUGUUGAGUGUUGGCGCCAAAGCAAAAAUUAACCCUCAUGGACCUACCGUAGUCAGUGACUUCUCAAAUUGUGUUAGUGAAAUAAUUGAUACAAAUUUUAACCGUUCUAGUCUUCUGUAUUUUGUAAACACUUUGAACGUCAGCACGCCAGUGGCUGGAAUAAGGCACGGUAUCAUUAAAUCUGUGCACAAAAAACUAAGAUAUUCAGUAAAAAUAUCUUCACCUACAAAAAGAGACAAAGGGAUAUGUGUAAAUAUUGAAAACACAGCAACAGAAAAGAAUACUCAAUCAUUUAUGGAUCACUUCGAAGCUACAGCUCUAGCUGAAUACUUUGUUGUAAUCAUAGAAGAGUAUAAAGACUUCAGUUAUAUCGCAGCACGACUUAUUCGUGCUAGGAGUUGGAAUCCAAGUGCUUUAUUUAUUCUAGUAUAUUUCUCGAUAACCAAUUCGAAUGAUCAAAAUAUCAGACAUGCUGAAGAUAUGCUAUUGUGCCUUUUUAAAAAUAAUGUAAUAAACGCCGUUGUGAUUAUACCAGAAGCUAAUAAUGUCCGGAAGGCUAAUAUUUACAGUUGGCGGCCCUAUGAACCACCUAAAUUCUGUGGAUACUAUAAUGAAUCAAUAAGAAAUAGGCUGAUCCUGGAAAACAGUUGUGAAAGUGGCAAAUUGAAAUAUGCGAAAACAGUUUUUGAAUCCAAGAUUCCAAGGGACAUGAUGGGAUGUAGUUUGGAAGUGCUUGCUCUAGAACGACAGCCCUUUAUAAGUCGUAAUCCCUUGGACCCUAAUAUUGAAAGUCUAUUGAUUAAUCAGGUAGCAAAGCAAUACAACCUUACCCUGCGUCACAAAAUCCUGAAAGAUAAUCGCGGAGAGAAGUUAUUUCACGGUGACUGGGACGGAGCUCUGAAAGACUUAAUUGACAAAAGAGGCCAUCUUCUUUUAGGAGGCAUUUUUCCCGAUGACGAAGUUCAUGAAGAUUUCGAGUGUAGCUCAACUUACUUAGCCGACUCCUACACCUGGGUCGUUCCACGAGCAUUACCAAAACCGGCCUGGCUAUCUCUUUUUGCGAUAUUUCAGAAAACUGUAUGGUUGACCGUUAUAUCUGCUUUUGUAUUUAUUGCUUUAAGCUGGAUGAUAUUGGCUAAGCUGAGCAAGGAUCCAAGUUAUAGAACCAAUCUGGAUCAUUAUUUUAUUAACACGUGGAUAAGUAAUUUGGGAUUUUGUGCACAUUCACGACCGCUUACGAACAGUUUGCGUGUAUUUUUUGUCUUUAUAAACCUUUACUGCAUUUUACUACUAACUGCUUACCAAACAAAAUUAAUAGAUGUCUUGACGAACCCCAGUUUCGAAUAUCAGAUAUCUACCGUCGAGGAAUUGGUUGAAAGUGGCUUAAAAUUAGGCGGUUCUGAAGAAUUGCACGACCUAUUUGAGAAUUCAACUGACCCCAUUGAUCUUUAUUUUUUGGACAAGUGGAUCGAUACAUACGAUAUAAAAGACGCGUUAAGAGAUGUGGCAAUCCACAGGAACUUCUCUCUUUUGUGCAGCCGCUUGGAACUGGAGUAUGCGUCGGCUAUAGUACCAGAGUUGAGUGAUAAAUUCGGAAAUUAUAUGUAUUAUGCGUUCCCAACAAACGUCUUCACUGUUCCUUUAGAAACUGUAUCUUUGAAAGGUUUUCCGUUUAUGAAAGUAUUUUCUAGUGUUUUAACAAAUUUCCGACAAUAUGGCAUUAAUAAUGGAGUCGUAAAAUAUUUGAGAGGUUAUGUGUUAAGACAGCGAGCGCUACUCCUGGACAAAUUAGAUAGUGAAUACAGCAAAAGAGACGCUCUAUCUUUUCAAACUCUACAUAGUGGAUAUUUGGCCCUUAUUUUUGGAACCAUAUGUGGUACAUUUGUAUUUAUUGUGGAAAUUAUACUUAAUACAAAGUUUGUUAAGCAACUUAAAUUUCAGAAGAAGUUUGUUUAA